Solea senegalensis (Senegalese sole) is the source of this 2856-nucleotide messenger RNA. RefSeq names its product G protein-coupled receptor 37a (gene gpr37a). Bases 416 to 2161 code for a protein of 581 amino acids. NCBI's taxonomy places the organism in Eukaryota, Metazoa, Chordata, Actinopteri, Pleuronectiformes, Soleidae. The record is from RefSeq and is a predicted model, not a curated record. Gene Ontology annotation, cellular component: plasma membrane; signaling receptor complex. The transcript has 2 exons. Gene Ontology annotation, molecular function: G protein-coupled peptide receptor activity; prosaposin receptor activity. Gene Ontology annotation, biological process: positive regulation of MAPK cascade; adenylate cyclase-inhibiting G protein-coupled receptor signaling pathway.
CCUCCUACCGCUCCCUCCCUCGGGUCCUCCCAUGUCUCUCGGAUGAUCCGCGUCUCCUUCGGUCAGAUCUUUGCUUAGCCGAGGCCUUUGAGCGCUCAAGUGUGAUGAGCGCAAACUUUCUCUGACGGAGGUGGACAGCGCCUCGCCUGAGAUCCAGCUCUACAACCCUCUGAACAUCUGCUUAAGUUGUUCCGCUCUGGGUGUUCUCUCUUCGGUGAUGUCUCCAGACUGGAGCCGCCCCGGGACCCACCUGAACCCGACAGGUUCGCUAGUUUUACGCGAGCAAAGACCUGGUGAAAGCUGUUUGCGCGGAGGCAAACUGAACUGCCUGUGAAGGAUACUGUGGAGAGGUCAGACAUGGACUGUUCAUUUAGGGUCACUCGGUUUUAUCUCACGGGUUAGACGGAACAACACUAUGCCAACUCCAUCCGUGACGUUACUGUGUUUGUGGCUGUGUAGCGAGGCCGUCGCGAGUCAACUCGACUGGCAGAAAACAAAGACGACUUUCAGUCCUCAUUACGAGUCCUCCGCCGCUGAAAGGAAUGCGCAGAGCCGGGAAUGGCGCACGGAUAGUGGAGAGGACAGUGUGGGGACGCGCGGCGUGAACACGCAAGCCUCGUGGGUGGAAACUGUAAAUCGGUUGUCGUCUAAACUGCUAGUGUCAGAGAUUCCCCGCCGCGCUGUGCGUAAAAGUAACGCCGAGCGCACACGACAUGUAUCCGCAGGGGAAGCCUUACGUACAGAGCCGCGGAGAGGUGGGUGCAUUCCUGGAGAGGUUCCUCACCAAACCCCGCAUGGGUCCGCCUGCAUCCCCGCGGACAAGCAGCGACAAAGACGCAGCGCAAAACCCAACAGACUGAAGCGCAGUGAGCCGCUGCAGGAAGGAGCCGCGUCCGCGUCACAGCCUCUGCCAACGGCCAUGGCACAGGCGCAAAAGGCCGCGCAAUUCGCCGUCAACACCAGCGACUAUGAGGAGGAAUAUUCUCUGCCGGACUUCCCCGAUACCACGCCGUUCGUGCCGGGAAACACGCGCACCAGACGCAAGCAGGUGAAGAACCCGUUCUUCCCGGUCACCGCGGAGUCCUACGGCGCGUACGCGGUCAUGAUCCUCGCCAUCGUCAUCUUCACUGUGGGCAUCAUCGGGAACGUGUCGGUCAUGUGCAUCGUGUGUCACAACUACUACAUGAGGAGCAUCUCCAACUCGCUGCUGGCCAACCUCGCGCUCUGGGAUUUCGUCAUUAUCUUCUUCUGUCUGCCGCUCGUGGUGUUUCACGAGCUGACGAAGAACUGGCUGCUGGGAGAGUUCUCCUGCAGGAUCGUCCCGUACCUGGAGGUGGCUUCUCUUGGGGUCACGACCUUCACACUGUGCGCUCUGUGCAUCGAUCGGUUCCGGGCCGCCACCAACGUGCAGAUGUAUUAUGAGAUGAUCGAGAACUGGGCGUCCACCACGGCCAAGCUCGCCGUCAUAUGGUUGGGCGCUUUGCUGCUCGCGCUACCCGAGCUGCUGAUACGUCAGCUGGUGACCGAGGACGGCGACCCGCCCGACGUGACGCCGUGCGAGCGCUGCGUGGUCCGAAUCUCCACCGAGCUCCCGGACACUCUGUACAUCCUGGGUCUCACGUACGACGGCGCUCGACUCUGGUGGUACUUCGGCUGCUACUUCUGCCUCCCGACGCUGUUCACCAUCUGCAGCUCGCUGCUCACGGCUCGCAAGAUCCGCCGCGCCGAGCGCUCCUGCGUCCGUGGCAGCAAGAAGCAGAUCCAGCUCGAGAGCCAGAUGAACUGCGCCGUGGUGGUGUUGGCCAUCCUCUACGGCUUCUGCAUCAUCCCGGAGAACAUCUGCAACAUCCUCAGCACGUACAUGGAAGCCAGUGUUCCCAGGAAAGUGCUGGACAUCCUUCACCUGGUCAGCCAGCUGCUGCUCUUCUGUAAGUCCGCGGUGACGCCGGUGCUGCUGUUCUCGCUGUGCCAGCCGUUUACCAAAGCCUUCCUGGACUGCUGCUGCUGCUGCUGCGACGAGUGCGGCCCGCCACAGUCCCCGGCCACCGGCGACGCCGACAACGAGCUCAUAACCACUGAGCUGGAGCUGUCGCCGUUCAGUACCAUCUGUGAGGAAGCCUCCACCUCCGCUGCCUAUACCACUGUGGGGACACAUUGCUGAGGUCAAAGGUCAACAGAGCUUCCUUUAAUGUUAUUAGGACAUUGGAUGAUGGGCGUGACCCCAUCAGUUUACAGACUCCUGGACUUAAAGUGUCUGUGCUGACAGACGAACAGACGACUUGUCUGCCCUCUCACUGUUUACAGAGUUCACAUAGAAGAGAACACAGUAUUAAAUCGUAGCAUUUAUUUCUUUAACUCACGUUUCUUUUUACAGAAUCUGCCACUUUGUAUUUUUAUUUUAUUUGAUGUCAUUCCCAACCAUUUCCUCGGAAAAUAGGUAGUGUUUCCUGUAGAGUUUAGUUAGUUGUGUUGAAUUUACACCUGUCGCUCGCCAAGAAAAUAUUUAUUUGUUUGAAACAAAUUCUUUCAAGUAAUUGGAAUUGAUUAUAUGGGAAUGUACGACUUAAACUUUGAUCCACUUAGAGUUCUUUCCAGGAAACGAUUCAGAAUAUCAUGUAAUACCGUUAGUUGUUGCAUUUUGCAUUUUUGAAGAGUUAAAUGGUAAAUGCAUGUACAGUAAUAUAUUGAAAAUGUCUGUAGAUGCUGUGUAGCGUAGCUGAUGUCGGGAGUCAGGCUGACGUGUGUGUGUGUGUGUAUGUGUGAGUAUUUUGUUCUUCACAGAAACUGCACUGCACUCGGUCUGUAGUGUGACAGUGUUUUGUCACUUCAAUUAAAAAGUUUUAUUUGAAAACAAAA